Molecule: messenger RNA, 1767 nt
Organism: Phyllotreta striolata
Lineage: Eukaryota; Metazoa; Arthropoda; Insecta; Coleoptera; Chrysomelidae
Source: the annotation of a GenBank genome assembly
GCCGAGUUUCGACGUUUCGACGUUUCAACGCUUCCCGAGCAGCGCGGGCAGUACCCGACAGGCGGUAGAAUAGUACAGGCCAACCUGUUGGCGUUGCAGGUACUCUCGCGCGCGCGCCAUUUCACCGAUAUCGAACCGAUAAUACGCUCAAAACAACCCAAAAACGAACCGGCGAAUUCGUAAUUCGUUUUUCAUCAUCAUCAUCGUCUUCGCUAACGAUAUCAUCAUCGAAUCGUCGAAUACAAUCGCAUCGUACCAUCCACAACAACGAGCAAUACCACCAGCAACAACAACAGUAUAUAUAGAAGUUAUACAGCUGAGACCUUUUCGAAUCUACUAGGUACUACAAACGAUUUCGAUUGUAUCAACAUCGACAUCAUCGAUAUCUUCAUCGACAAGAGGUUUAUAUAAUUCGAUAGGAUUAAAUGUGCGAAACGAUCACGGCGAUGGACUACGACAUCAAAUUGAUCAACGUGGUGAAACGGUACCCGGAAUUGUACGAUGGUUCCCACAGGAACUUCAAGAACAAGGAGGUGAAGGCGGCUUGUUGGAAGGACGUCGCCUUCAAAAUGCGAAAGCAGUCCGACGAGUACUCGGUGAAAGUGGUCCGGAUGCGCUGGAAGAGCCUGCGCGACUCCUACGUCAAAGAGAUCAAAUACAAGAUGGCCGUCAGCACCGGACACGCCGUCAAACCACGCAAGAACUGGCGCUACAGCAACUGCAUGACCUUCCUGGCCCCAUUUCUGGCCAUCAGCUUCCCCCUGCCCCCCGACAGGACCGCCCGCCAGGACGAUUCGCCGCGCCUCUCCAAGGACGACUCGUCGCAGGACUACCAACGCGACGACGAGCCCGACGGCGGCCAUUUUCUCGGCGCCCUGCUCGACUUCUCCAAGCAGGACUUCUCCAAGCAGGACCUCUCCAAGCAGGACUUCGCCAAGCAGGACCUCUCCAAGCAGGACCUCUCGAAGCAGGACGAGGGGGAGUCCAAAGGGUCGGACGGGCAGAGGGAAAUCGAGGAGGCCUCGCCCGGCAGGAGCCGGCAGGAGUCGGUUAGCUCCUGCGGCGGUGAAGACAGCGACAUCGAUUCGUUCUUCAAAGGAAUCUCGGAGGCUGUGAAGAAGAUGAACGUGGUGAAUCAGGUGUUUAUUCAAAGGAACAUCGUUAAUAUGAUAUUGGAUUUCAAGUUGAGGGAGGCGCAGGAGAAGUAUAUUAUCCAGCAAAGGGAGGCUGAUGAUAACGAUUAAUUUUGGUUUUAUACUCCGUUCGUUGGCAGGAGAUUGUAUUUUAACCGCACGAGUGAUUCAAGAAAUUGUUUUUUUUUUGUUAGGCUAUUAGGCCGAAUAGCCCUAGAAGUUGAGGCCUCAAAAAGGGAAUAAGAAGAACUACUGUUUUUUUUUAUUAGUACCACUUUGUAUAUUUAUCGAAUUAUUGUUUGCUUUAUAGUGCUUAAAAAAGGUCUUAUUACAAUCGCGUCUGAUAGCGAACGGAGUAUUAAAUUACACCGGGUUAUUAUUUUAUAUAAGAUUGGUAGAACUGUUAAGUGUCAAAAUUGAAUAAGUGUUACCAACUGAAUUUUUGACAAUCAUGGCCAACUUUGUUGGUAGCUCGGUGUGUUGCCUGGAAAUUGUUGAUAUCAUCAUCCCCCCCCCCCUCUUUCGCCCCUGGAUCGUUUGAUUUAUCGGUUGAUUGGGGAGUGAAAGGGAAAGACUGCUUAAUUUCGUAUUAGUGAGAAAGAGACUUUGAUACAAUGAUAAAAAAUGUUUUUAC